CCGCUGUCCGACGUGGGGAUCGCGCUUCUGACGCUAGACGCGGUCGCGCAGGAAGUCCUGCCCAGUAUCGAGAAGGCGAAGCCCGCGCCCGCGAACCAGACGAAACCGCCGAAGGAAAAAUAUUACGACAAAAAUCAUUUUCACUUCAACCACACGACGCAACAGCUGCACAUGAAGAGGGUAGGUAUAAAACCGAAUCGAAAACCUUAUACGAACAACACGAAAGCGGCCAUCGCGGGGCUGUUUCAAACCCAAAUAGCGUAUGCCACGCGGGACAAAGCGGUGACGUGGCGGACGAAAUUGUGGAGGAAGCAAAGGUGUUACUACAAAAUUCUUUUCCCGCAGUCGGCUUAUCGGUUUAAAGUGUUGAAGCGGGACGAAAACGCGCCGCGGAUCCAGUUUAGAGAUAAGGUCGAGGAGUGGAAUAAGGGUUUACCUACCUCGAAAGCGCCGAAGAAGCCGGUUUUGUCGUUAUGGGAAAACUUACAGUGGAACAAUCACUGGCUUUUAGCCGAGGAAAAAAGGUCUUUAACUGAUUUAUCAGACACGAACCAACAGCUGAGUUCGACGCUGAAGGAGGAAACGAUCAUUACCGAUCUAUCACUUCUAUUCGCUCGAAGACGGUGGCGCGCGCGCGUCGCGCAGCGUUUGAACGACGAUCAACAGAUGCUGAAUACCAUCCGCAUGUUCGGUUUCAAUGGGGAGCGGAUUUUUAUCAGCCAGAACGGAAUUCUCCACGGCGGCGCACUGCACCGCUCGUGUGGCAAAGCGAACGAACACGGGUUGAAAGCGUUUCUGUCCGACGCGCCGUUGACUUCAGAUCUGAAAGCGGAUGGGGGCUACACGUCGACUAGUUUGGUCUUGGCCCAGUCGGGGCUGCCACUGGACAUGACGAACCAGGUGAAUAGUCUGACCGCGCCACCCAGGCUUCAGUCCCAGCCGCUGCACUUGCCGUUUCUACACGGAGUGAACAACAGUGAAAACGCCCGGCUCGUCGUCAAGUACGAAGCCGCGACCAUGGAUAACAAGGGCGACUUCAAGUGGAACAGCACGCGCGAAACCGAGCUGUUGCAAGCGCGGGCGUUGUGGCCGAGCGGGAGAAGUAGCAGGGUAGAAAAUAGCGACGGAACAACACCUCCGAAAAGGAGUACUACGAAGAAGCACCCGAGACCUUCGCAUGUCUAUGCCAACGCGAUUCGGGAUAUUGCACAGCCGACUUCCCCGACGCGCACCGGUGUGUCCGGAACUACGGUCGACUCUACGUCUGCAUCUUCUUCCCGCGACGGCCGGAACACACACGACAAAAGUGAGCUGCCGGACCACUGGACCUCCAAGCAGAUCUGGACCUGGAACGGCGGGAGUCCGUUUGGCUCAUUGGUAAAGUUCCGCUCGAACUACCGGCCGCCGCAUGGGGACAGCAUCUGGCAGAAAUCGUUUGUGAGAUUACGAGACGCGUUGUACGUGCGGCACAGCAAUGGCAAGGACUUCGCGUUGCGAGACGUGCAGCAACUGGCCUACGAAUUCAGCUACCUGGACGAGCCGUCGCAACACCGGGUGCGCACGGCGGUCGUGUCAUCUUCUCUGGCCUCCCGGGUGGUCUUCGACGCGUUUGCGGUCUAUGUUCAGAGGUGGAACGAGAUCACGAAGGAAUCCUUCAUCAUGAAGCAGAAAGCGGCGGAAAAGCGGCGCGCAGCCACGACUACGUUUCACCAGGAAUGCUUAGAGGAGGGUCGGAAACUGGUCCAGGAAGGUAGAAGCGGACAGAAAGAAGAAGCACCAGGGCCAGGCGGGAGUGCAGGAGCAGCUUCGGAAAGUACCGAGAAAGUCGAGGUAAGCGUAAAGCCACCGCCUGAUGUUGAAAAUAGAAGUGCUGCUGCUAUAGCUGAACAGGGAGUUUCUGGUGAACAAGAAGAUCAAAACGUCGCUGCCGGUGCAGCAGCUCCAGGAAAAUCUGCAACAGCAACUUCUACACAAGACAUAGGAGCCGCAAAGAAGGAGCUGCAUCCUUCGUCAAGUGCAAGUCGAACAAUUACAACGCUCUCCGCCACCACAACUAAAAAGCCGCAAUCCACCCGAGAAAUUCUUCUAGCCACGAUUGAGUACUACGAGCAAAAGGCGGACUCGCUCCCCACGACCGGUAGCUCGACGCUGGAUUCAGAGAGGAAACAAAACAUGCUGAAAACGGAAUCGCUCUGCCGCAAACUGACGCAGAUCAAAAUGGAGAAGAUGAUGCGGUCGGCCGAGAACGUGCAGGCGUGGCAGAACCGGAAACGAGAAUUGGAAACGGGCCGACUCAGCUCCAUUUUGCGGGGUCUCGUGUAUUUCGAGAAAAUCACGGCCGGAAUGGACCGGAUGACCAAGCCGCUCAUCUGGCCCCAGCGCUUCCCGUUAGCCCAUGAUGGAUUCCCCGAGCUCGAACGGUCGCAGCAGGCGGUGUCUUUAUCGGGGGAUAGCCGGUUCGAGCUAGAAUCGAGUUACAUCCGCGUUUCCCCCGAUUUCGACCGGUUCAUCCCCACUUUUUUCAUGAAAAAAACCACGAUGGCGGACCACGCGCAGAGUAAGUUACUGGAAAGCACGACGCAUUGGAAGCCGGAGAUGGCCCGGUCGACGGUCUUCUUCCUGCAGGACCGGAGGGCGGAGCUCCCGAUCUUGUUUGCCAACCACACCGAUCAAUAUCGGGAAAAGAUUCUCGCAGCGUCUCUUUUGAAGAAGCCAAAUUGGAUCGUGGAAGAUGAAAGUUUUUGGCUCCAGGUGGAAAAGCAAAUGCAGGGACGGGGAAAGCCGUGGCGGUCGGAGGCACAGAAGCUGGCGAUGAAAAGGAACGCGGAGAGGUUAGCAAAAAAGAAGGCCAGAAGUCCUCCUGUUGAUGACGAUGACGACUUAUCAAAUGGAAUUAAUGCGGUGGCGAUCUGGAGGAAAAUCGCAACAUUUUUCAUGCUUGUCUGACAUGACUUUCAGUUUCAACUCUGUAUAUGCAUGAGCAUGAGCGCGCACCAACAGUAGUACAGAUCCUUUUGGUCUUGUCUGUCAUGCAAAAACGCAUUUCGUCGUGCAGAAUGCUCAGCACACGGCACCUAAAAAAGUUGUCUGCAGGACCACUCCUGCGUCUUGCUAAGUAAUAUUGCAGUGCGCCAAUUAUGUUCGCAAUCACAGACCAGCAUUACAAGUUUCCAGACCCAGCAGUAGACCACAUAUCUGCAUUUGAUACAAGGACUUUGAUGAUUGGGAUGUCGAGACCUAUACGCGGUUGCGGAUUCUGAAGGGAAAAGCGGAAUUAAUGCGGGUGGAAGCCAUGGUUGCGAGAAACCCGUUUGAUGCUCGAAAUGAUCACCUUGCUCUGGAUAGGCAAAAAAGAACCUCCCUGAGGACUCUUACCGAGCUGCAAGCACCCCUGACGGAAAACGAGCUGGACGGUUUGGGACGCUGCGGUAUACGCAUAGACGGCGAUAAGAAAGAACAGCCGAAAGAAGUAGAGCUCCAAGUAGAACCUCCCAGCAGUGUAAAUCUACAUUACAAAAACCAGACGAUGGUAGAAAAAAUGCAGCGGAAAAUUCUUUCCCGCAUGAUGCUUUUGCAAGCCGCGCUGAAGGACCGCGAGGCGUGGGGGUCCAUCGACCUACCAACGGUGGAAGAGUUGUCGCACUUUUCGAAAAUUCACAACGGCGUUGCGGGGCUCAGUAAAAUGUUUGGAACCACGGGGUACGCGGUGGGGAAGAGCGCGGAGUUGGUCGGGGAGCAGCUGUUGCUCCGGGUGGAAAAGGAGAGAAUCGAACGGGAACGGGUUCAGGAAUUAACCGCGAUUUUCCGGAAGAAUUACGCACCUGCCAGUCAUGCUGCUGCUUUAGCCGAGGAAGACGAAGAGGAGGACGACAGAAUUUCCCUGCCGUCGAACAGAGAGGAGGUCGUGUCAAGGUUAGCUGCAUUGACGAAGAACGGUGCUCAAGUACUCGGCGAGGGGCAGGGGGGUGAGGAUUAUUCUGAAGAUGAAGUACCCAACAGCAGCAGCGGUGAUCAAGAUCACGCAAGUAUUAGUGAAAUAGAAGUACAACUAGGGAAGCUGAAGAACGCAACGGCUCGUACAGCGGCACAACUAAAUGAGAUUGCUAGGACUACUACAUCUUCAGCAGAGCCGGACAAUCUUCUUCAUCCUCCAAACGGAAGUGAAACGACUUCUGACGUAGAAGAUCCCUUGACAACAUCAACGACACCAAAGCCCAAGGUCGUCGAGAAGGUCCUGCGGGGAGACGCUGCAAAGCGGGAAGUGAUCAGGAGGAUAGUGGAGAAGAACGAAGUUGCAGGGCAGGAGGAGCCGAGUGAAGAUCUAGUCACAUCUCCAGAAGGAGUAGGAGGAGACGAAGCAAGUAGUACUGAGAAAGCAGCUUCAUCGCAUGGUAGUGAUAGUGAUGCUGCCUCUGCUGAAGGAACAACCUCCACGGGAAGAACUUCUGAGUCUGAGACAGCAACCGGAACAACUCCGGGCAACAGCGAGGAGCAGGGGCAGGAUAACGAUAGCGGUAACGCUCAAGGAACCUCCACAUCAAGCGACAAGGAGCACAGCGGCCUCGCCGAGUCCUCCUCCUCCGCUGCAGCAUCUUCCACGGAGCAGCACCCGCAGGAGGAAAAUAAGGCCCCAAAUGAUCACGAUUUUCACGACGAAGAUGAGGAAGAUGAUCAUGUUUACCGCGGCGCACCGCAAACGUCGACGUCCAGUACAACUUCUAACGAUGCUCAUGCUCCAACCACGCCACACGGGGACGAGCUGCCGGCGAAACAAGAGGGAGCGGCUUCACCAGCAAGCACCGGCCCUCCGCCCGGUGACGCGACGAGGGAGACCACCGAGGAGGAGGAAGCUGCUAAAGACAUAAACAGGAAGUUGAGCAACGACGGAGGGCAGAGUAGUAGAGAUGACGGAGGCGGAGCACAACAAAAUAAAGACCACGCACCGUCACAAGAGCAGCAGCAACAGCAAACGCAAACCGCGGGCACUCCCGAUUCAGAUGAUGUUCUUGAGAAGCCGCAGACAGGAGCUCCUGCAUCAACACAAGAUGGUGGCACAGAAGCAGAUGAUAGUCGUGGGGGACCAGCAACAGCAGGGACACCACAACAACCACAAGAAUCGGAAGACAUGAACACCGUGGCGGAACAGCAAUCUCCUCAGCGGCAGGAACAAAAGCAACCUGCAGCCCCAGAGCAGCACGAGAACGAGGAGCCUAAUAAUAAAGACAAACCCCCGGCGCCUGCCCCGCCUCGUCCGCAGCAAGAAACGACCGCCAAAUCAAGCACGACAACCGUCAAGCCUUUACAACCCGCCCCACCGAAGCAUCAAGAUCAUGCGCAGCCACCCCGGCUCUCGACCACCAGUCCCCAAUCCAGACACGCCAAAAUCCGCAACGGUUCGCUCCUUCCCUGGGAGGCGCCGGAGGGGUAUCAGGUCCAGGAACGAGAACGGGAAAAACGGAAAUCCAUAUCAAAUGUAAAAAUGUCUGGGUCUGGAAGAUUGCCAGGUUUGUCAUGCACAUUUUGCAUGACUCCUGAUGUCUGUGAUGCAUGCCCUAGCAUCACAGAUUUUGUGAGGGCUUCCUGAUGCCUAUACCGCAUGACAAAUCCUCUUUCCGUGUAGCAGAACUUGGACACUCUUUGCUGCUCAUGCAGUACAGAUUUUUUUAGAAUCCAAAAUCAGCAUGACAAGUUGGAUUCUUCCAGACCCAGACAUUUUUACAUUUGAUAAUCCAGCGGCAAAGACGACCCGACCAUCCACGAUCCUUACAAACCCUUGAAAGCCAAGCCGGGAGAGGUUCCGCACUACAUAUUGUGAGGAAAAAUAACCCCACACCAGAGUCAAGAUGGAAAAUCUGCUACACAAAUGAAUCAGCUCUGGUUGUUUCGCAUGACAGGUCUGUCAUCGUAGUGUAGUCCUGUUUAGCUAGUUCCGAAGCGUCACAGAUCUAGACUAUCAUGCUGAUUCUAGCAUCACAAGUUCCAAAACACGAUUAGAGAAUGGCUCUCAUGGUGCGUCGCAUGAGAAACUUCUUUUGGCAUGCAGAUUUGCAUCACAACUCUGGGGUCGGGACUUUUUUACUCAGAAUACUACACGGACGAUACGUACACGACGGGGGUUUAUCAAAUGCAAAUAUGUGUGGGUCUGGAACGCUGGAACUUGUCACGCUUAUUCUGGAUAGUGCAAAAAUCUGUGUUGCGUGAUUACCAAAAGCUGCCCACUUUUGACCAAGUUGAGAGGAAUUUUCUCAUACAGGCGAGGCAUGAUAGGGGUCGCGCAGAAUCUGUCAUGCUAGAUCAUGUAUGGCAGACCUCAUGUGUCUUGGAAAACCUGCAUGACAAGUUCGCAUCCUUGUUCCAGACCCAGACAUAUUUGCAAUGCAUAGGGUGCCGCCCGUCCGGCCCCCGCCGGUCGAUUCCCUGCCCGAAGAGUUCGAUGACAACUUUUUUCGAGAUUGGGACCAGGGCAUUCUGCCGCGGAAAUGGCCGACGGACGACUUCUAUGAGGACGAGAAGGAACAAGCGAGGCAGUGGGCGGAGGAGGGGUUGGUGGUGGAGGAGCAGGUCUUAACGUUCCCGGUUUCCACGCAGCGAACGAUCAAGGAGGAAUCGCUUUUCAAGAAAACCAUGAAGAUACAAGCAGUGUCUUCCUCAAAAAAUUCGACCGAAACCACGACCACCACAGCAUUGUUCACGUCAAAUGCACUGAGGCACCACCCAAUUAUGAUGACGCCCCCAUUACCGCCGGUGAACACGAAAGAAUUCGUGAUCAUCGAGCCGUCCAUCGAAAACGCGCACUUGAUCUUCAGCAACGACAGCUACGUGAACCAAGCGCACCGAGCCCCGCAGCAGUACCCGGCGCACUACCGGAAAAAACUGGUGAUGGAAACGCAAGUGUCCAAGAUUGCGACGUUUAUGGCGAAUGUGUCCGAGUCUAUAGUCCACCAACCCAGCAAAAUGUUCUGGUGCAAGAAACAGAAGUCGUACGUGUUGGUUUUGACGGUGCAGAAGCUGCACCAGUUCCGAGUGGGCGUGCCGUUAUCCUGUGCAAAAGCAUCGUACUCGUACUAUCUAUCGCAGUCGAGCAUGACAAAACUGGUUUCCAACCAGAAGCAGCAUGAGAAAUUCCUAUUUUCUUCUUGGGAAAGUUUGUCAUGCGAUCUGUACUAGAAGUACGAUGCUUUUGCAAUGCAUAGCCGUACAAAAAGAUCAACUCCGAAACUUUGCGGUUCAUUGGUCUCGACCGCGACCUGGCCUGCUGGGCGUCGGUUUCGAGGAAAGGUACAAAUGAAAAAUUUGUGACGCAAUUCUUCUUCUCGAGCAAGGGCGGACGCGGAUGUGUUAAAGUAAAAGUAAAUGUAUUUGUUGUAUACGUUGGUCAACUUCUACAUGUUUCACCAUGACUGUGACAUCAAAAAGGAACAAUUCUUCGCAAUCUCAGACUCCAUCCCCCCAGACGAAUUCGAUCCAGAGACCAACAAAACCUUCACACCAAAAGUGGAUUUCGACAAUCUCAGGGAGCCCUACCCGUCCUGGGUGAGCCGGUCUUUAACGUGUCACGCGGAGCACAACUCCCUAAGGUUGCCGGAUAACGAAGUGCGCCGGAUCGAGAUCGGCUGGAGAAGGAAGCUCUUCUACUACAAGAAAGAGGUGGAGAGGUAAUUUUCAACCAAGUUUAUAUGUUCGUGGCGUCGCUAUGCCUAUGGAAGUACUUAACAUCAAUCUACUCGUCUUUGUUUUGUUGAAGUGGAAGAUGCACGGGACACUUCAUUCCUUCUUCCACUGCUACUCUCUUCAGGUACCGCCGCACCGAAAUGGUUCGUCUGUGGCGGAUGCAAUGGUACUUGUGGUUGCAGAUGCGCAGCAACCAGGAACACCAAGCUUUAAAAGAACAGAUGGACAAGGAAAACGGCGUAACCUCUCCCCCCGCCUCCGGCGAAACCCCGAUGCCCACAACGACCCCCGCGCCGGCCUCGGCCGCGGCGCUGCGGAGUAAGAAACUCAAGGAGAAACAGCAGUUUUUGGUGCUCGGCACGCCCGAUCUAGUCCCGACGGAUCAACUGGUGCGGCACCCGAAGAGCCAGUCCGCACUCGUUACGAAAACUACCAGCACAAGUGCGACGACCAGCAACUUUUAUUCCAGUACUAUGAUGGAUUCGCUUUCCAGCUACAUUCCCUGGUCGGUGUUGCACUCCAUGGGGUGGAAGAGUCUUUGGCAGGUCCAAUCCGCUUUAUGAAUUGCAAAUGUGUCUGGGUCUGGAAGAUUCUGAGACUUGUCAUGCACGUUUUGCAUGAGCCGUGAGGUCUGGAAUGCGAGACCUAGCAUGACAGAUUCUUUGAGGUCUCUAUCAUGCCUUUCCUGCAUGAGAAACUCCCUCUCAAUUCGGUCAAAAGCGGACAGCUUUUGGUUCUCACGCAGCACAGAUUUUUGCAUCAUUCACAUUUAGCAUGACGAGUUUCAAUCUUCCAGACCCAGACAUAUUUGUAUUUGAUACGCCUUAGGCGUGUACAACUACUACCACUUGUCCCCCGGCGGGUCGGACCGCAGUCGCGUGCAGCGCGCGUGGAAGUUUUCGAACCAAGCGCACCGGACGAAGCUGCGGCAGCAGUCCCUGCACUACCUGACCCAGCGGAAACUCGCGCCGGAUGUCAGGAGUUACUACGAGAAUUCGCGAAGCUAUAACCCGAGAAACGGGAUUUCCAUCGCAUUACAGAAUCAGAAGCAGACUGCUAACGAAGACUUACUGCUGGACACCUUCGCCGCCACGGACAUUACCGGGAAAACGAUCACCCCGUCGGCCGCCACAAAUGCGGAUGACGAGCUUCUCGACGGCACUGCCAGUGGUACACCUUCCAGUGCAACAAAGAGCGCUACUUCGGGAUUUGGGGGGCUGCAGAGUAAUUUCCAAAAUCUGGUUCGAUACGCGUUGACGUUAUCGCAAACCUUCUACUGGAAGCAGAUUUUCGUCGAAUACGUGACUGAAGACAACAAAGUGUUGAAGACCGUGAAAGCAGACGCGGAGAAAAAAGCGCUGAAGGAUAGUGAGAGUGAGAAGGAACAAGGGCACGGGAUUUUGAAAAAAAUGGCCAAAAUCUCGUCCGGUAAAGGUUCUUCGACAAGUGCAUCUUCCGGGGAUCAUGGUGAACAAACAGCGACCAACAGCGAAGGUCAAGAAGAUCAAACCGCCAAGAGAAAAGACGGCAAAUUCACCGAAAACGAAAAGGAUUUCCUGACCGGCAUCCUCCCCGAGAAAAAGGACGGGUCAAAUAUUUCAAAUCGCUUGCUCGGCGCAUACAAGCCCGAUGGAGUGCGGACCUUCGACGUGAACAACAAUAACGAGCGGAAAAAGUCGACCGCCAUGAAGGUGACGAUGGGAGAGGGGAAUCGAGAUUUGGAAGAAGAUUUACUCAAUAUCCAGGCCUACGUCUCCGGCCCCGCCGUCGCGUCCAAAGAUUGGACCUGGCUGGAAAACGUGUGGCGACCCAGCGGCGCGCAGCCGAAGCCGGGUUUCGGAGCAGAAUACUCGGCGUUCCCGGGUGGAGGACCAGGAAUCGGGAGAAGAACAAUUUAUACGAGCGAAUGAGGAGGAGGUACUGAAAGGCAUCUGUUUAUCAAGCGGCGUACUAUACAGAGCACAUUUUGAGUUUUUUUUUUCAAUAAUGAGAAGUAGAUAGCGAUAUUAACUCCGUAAGAAGUAAAAGGCCACUUGUUGCUGUAGAUAAAAGUAGACUUGUUGAGCUGCAUAAACAAGAGCUACAUGCUGGACUUGCGGCGGAGGCGCCAUAAGAGCGUUUUUCCAGCAAAAGCUAUGGUUUUUCAAGAUCCUGUAUUUUCAUUCAAAGCUUGUUUUCUUGUUUUUUUAAGAUCCGCGCAGUGCGGAUUGAUUGUAAGUAUACGUUUUAUUGUUUUUUCAUCAUCAAGAUCCAGUAUUUUUUGCUUGCAUCAGCCUACCUGUAAAUGAGAAUGACGACAGCAAACGAAAAGCACUGCAACUGAAGAAUAGAAUAGCAAAGACAAGAGUAUCUGCUUCGCGCAGAAGUGGUGCGCUAUGCACUCACAGCAACAACCUAUUUUUGAUCGUUAAUUUUUUUUUUUGCCCGCACGCAUGAUGAGAUGCCUUUGCCUAGCCCUACGAGACUCUUUCAUUUUUUUUUUAUAUAUUGUUACACAGUGCCUAGCCUCCUCAGUAGGUGGGUGCAGGAGCAGGUACUAGACAACAACACAAAAGCCUCUUGUUAGGGUUUUUCGGGAAAAAGUCAAAGAAUUCCCAAACAAGACCAUGUUGGAAAUCAUCUCACGUGCUGGGCGCAGCUGUCUUUACAAGACAGAAGUCUUGAAAUGUCAACUUGCUAUUGCUGUAGUUAGUUUCUAAGUUCCAUUUUGCGUCAAUGAAAAUGAAUAUUUUCUCGUAAUCUUCCAAUGAACUUUUGCAUACGGAAAUACAGAACGAAAAGUUAUCACGUCGUUUGCGAAAGAAUGAAGAAAAUAACUUUCACUUUGCAAAAACAAAGGGCUGCUGUACGAAUUUUUUCGAAGCCACGGUGGAGUACCUAAAGUGAUCUGAACAGCCGUUGGUGUAGUGAAUUGAUGUUCACCGGUUGGAG
Amoebophrya sp. A120 is the source of this 10602-nucleotide messenger RNA. NCBI's taxonomy places the organism in Eukaryota, Dinophyceae, Syndiniales, Amoebophryaceae. The record is from the annotation of a GenBank genome assembly.